This is a messenger RNA of Verruconis gallopava, 2626 nucleotides long. RefSeq lists its product as uncharacterized. Bases 213 to 2108 code for a protein of 631 amino acids. NCBI's taxonomy places the organism in Eukaryota, Fungi, Ascomycota, Dothideomycetes, Venturiales, Sympoventuriaceae. The record is from RefSeq and is a predicted model, not a curated record. The transcript has 3 exons.
GUCCUUGCUCCCGCUCGUGUCUCGCGCGUGUCCUCUUGCUUUCCCCAUCCUCUUCUCGUGAUCUUCGUUUCCUCAGGCUUUCACUCUCUUCUCCAGCUUCCAACUCGCUCUCCGCUGGGUGAUGAAGACGCAUUGAGCCGUCUGCCGCUCUUCUCUCGUGGGAGAGGAAACCUUCGAGAGGCGUUUGUUCCUUUGUCUGAGAGCGCGUUCCCAUGCAUUACUUUCUGUUCUAUUACUGGGUCCUGCUCCCAGUCUUUCUUGUGUCAGCUGUUUCACACGUCUCGCGGUCACUUCCCACGGCCUCUUCCUCUCACCCCCUCGAGGACGCCAUCAAGGCACUGCGAAUAGAGCAGAAUAGCGCCCAGGCAUCCUUUUUUGUUCCUUGCCUCAAUUGUAUUGGCGGUCCAUCAGGACUCCUAAACCAGUCCUUCUUAUUCAACCUCGAAGCAUUCCCGUCAGAGCAACCUUGUGGAUAUAAUAACGUUUCACUUAACGGCAUCCCCUUACUCCAGAAUUGGGAAUCUACCGGCAUCCACGGUCAAGCCUCUGCAUCCCUCAACUCGUCUGGACAUGCAUUGAGCGUUCUCGUCACUUCCGACUGUCUUCACGGUGUCGGUCAGGACGAGGACGACGACGUCGCGAAAAGCCAACUACUUACUCUCACUAUCCAAAAGGUCGACCAGGAGCAGGUGCAGUCCCUCGCUGGUUUCACACUCUCGUUCAAGCAACAUCCUUUCCCUGAAUUACUUCGUCUCUCUUUGGCGCCCGAAUACAGCGCUCGUGACUUACCUGACUCUGAGACUUGGCGUGAUCCUCCUAGCAGCGUGCGCCUUCCUGCGUCGAUUCCUGAAGACGCCAGCCCCCUGGACGACUCUGAAUCAUUGUCGCUCAAAGAACAACUAAGGGAACUCCAGGAGCUCGAGGACAAAGCGAACGAACUUGUCCGCCUCAUCCAAGAGAAGAAGGAUCUCAUCAAUUUGCGGUUUCCGAAAGCUACAAAGGGGCUCAAGCAGGAGAUUGAAAGCUGCGAGUCAUUUCUUUGCGUAGUGAAGGCGAUUGGUCGCCGCGUGCACAACGCUGCCCACGCCGCGUACAUCCGAUUCCACUCUUCACAUCAGCCAUACGCUAGUUGGCACGCCUCCGCAGGCGGACAGGCGCCGACCAUGUUGGCUUCAGAGGCGGUGGCAGUAGCGGCACCUGAGCAAUGUCACGUUCACAAAGGUCGCCCGUCAGAACGUCCCCCUCCAUAUCGAGGACCCUUGACAGCACCGAGGGAGAAGUCACCAGCCCAGAACUACACCCAACCUUCAACAGGCGAGCCUAAAUGGCGAGAUGCGACAGACCCUUCCAUCUUUAUUGUUGUCCUUAAGUUUCUUGCUGUCGUUACCGGUCUCGCAUUCCUCUUCAGCCUACUUCGACGAUGCUGCAUGUCUGACCGGAAACGUGCGGAAAGAGCAGCCGAACGCGAACGCCGAGCAACCGAGCGUCUAUACAAGUGCGCUGCGAGAAAGCAGUCGUGGCGAGACUGGUGGACUGGUCGGAAGAGGGGCAAGCCAGGCUACCGGCAGGGCGACUACGAGGAGAAGCGCGCCCUAAUCCUCCAGCAGGAGCAUAUAUUAGAAGGUGCAAUGCAGGAUGAGAUACAGCAAUUGCGAAUAAGAGAGGAGAUUAGGCAGCUACGUCAGACUCGCGAUGCCGUCGAUGACCUUGUGCGCGCUGAGGAAGGAAGAAGCGUUCUUCCACUCUAUUCUGCUUCAGCCUCCUCGCCGCACACAUUUUAUCCCCGUCCUAUUCCUGCUCCUAUCACGAUUCCACCCGCCACCUCACGGAUGUACCCGGUACAUGACUCCGACGAACACCCCCCUACACCUUUAUCACGGACAAGUAGCCUUCCCGGUUACAAGACCGAAGGCUCUGAGCCCCCCGGCUACGAGUCGGAUCGCCGCAGCAGCUUCUCCAGCCAUGACGGCGAUGGCUUCUCAGAGUACGCCCACAGCGUUCGCACCACUGAGUCACAAUGGUCUCCGGAUAGUAGUAUUCCAGAUUUGAGUCCACGGCCUUCCAUGGAGACAGCUCUUACCGUUGAAACUGCGCGCACCUUCCUCUGACUUUCCUAGAUAACAUUUCUGCCUUUUCCCCCAAAACUACGAUUGUGCGUAGCAUUGUCACCUCUUUCAUGUCUUGCUCGAGGCUUUUUUUUUCUUUAGUUGAUACUCAUUGCUGCUUACUCACUAGUGCGCUUAGCGUGCGGUCUUGUUUCCUUGAUCUUUUUUUCUCUCCGCAUCGGCUGGCAUUUCAGCAUGGAUGCAUCCGCGGUUCUUGGACAUAAGCUGCUUGGUGUUACUUCUUACGAGUGAAAUGUGGGCAUGGAGUCCUGGGCUUACUUUCUAUUCCACCUGGGUCGUCGCGGAGUACGUGGGUAUCACGGAGCAAAUGAAAAGGGGGCAUAUAUGGGUGGAUAUAAUAUGACUUCCCUAAGCGGGUUGCGUACACGCAAAAGAGUCAAAUGCUGCAAUAGCACGAAGCUACAGCAAUAGAAUUGAUUUGUAUCAAAAACAAAUUUCUUUGGCUUAACAUCGUUCACUUUUUGUUUCAGGUGAGGAUUAGGCCAUUAACAGCAGGCUUU